AUGGCUGCUUUCGCCAGGAUGGUGAAGGGCCAAGUGCGCAACUACUCUGCUCCUCUGGACAUGGCCAUUCCCGCCUCCAAGCAGAAGUACAUUCCUUCGUCGGGCUCGUAUCCCAAAGGAUUCCUUGUGUCCGGAACCCAUGUCGGUGUCAAGGCGUCCAACACCAGGUUCCCAGACCUGGCUUUGAUCUCCUCCGAAACCCCAUGCUCGGCCGCCGCUGUUUUCACGACCAAUAAGUUUCAGGCUGCUCCCGUGCAGGUGAGCAAGAAGACGCUUCAGGAGCGCCAGGGACAGGGUAUCCGCUCCGUGGUUAUCAACUCGGGCUGCGCCAAUGCCGUCACCGGCAAGGGAGGUUACGAGGACGCAGUGAACAUGGGCAAGAAGGUGGAUGAGUGUGAGGGACUCAGCAAACCUAGCACGCUUGUCAUGAGCACCGGUGUUAUUGGACAACGUCUCCCCAUUUCGAAGAUCCUGGACAAGAUCCCCACGGCCUACGCAAAUCUCGCAUCCACCCACGAAGCCUGGCUCACCACUGCCCGCGCCAUCUGCACCACUGACACCUUCCCCAAACUGCUCUCGCGGACAUUCACCCUCCCUUCGUCCCCCGGCCACACUUACAGCCUCGCCGGCAUGACCAAAGGCGCCGGCAUGAUCCAUCCCAACAUGGCCACUCUGCUCGGUGUUCUCUGCACCGACGCCCCUAUCGCCCCCUCCGCCCUGCAAUCGCUCCUCAAGUACGCUGUCUCGCGCUCCUUCAACUCCAUCUCCGUCGACGGCGACACAAGCACCAACGAUACAAUUGCCGUCCUCGCCAACGGUGCCGCCGGCGGCGCCCCGAUCAACUCCGCCUCGUCGGACGACUACGCCGCCAUGCAGGAAAUCCUCACCUCCUUCGCCCAGUCGCUCUCGCAGCUCGUCGUCCGCGACGGCGAAGGCGCCACCAAGUUCGUCACCGUCCGCGUCCAGAACUCCCCCGACUACGACUCCGCCCGCCUCAUCGCCUCCACCAUCGCCCGCUCCCCGCUCGUCAAGACCGCCCUCUACGGUCGCGACGCCAACUGGGGCCGCAUCCUCUGCGCCAUCGGGUACACGCAGGGCGUCGCCCCUGGAACCGUCGUUCCUGAGCGCACGAGCGUCAGCUUCAAGCCCGUCGACGGUAGCGCUGUCCUCAAGCUCCUGGUCAACGGUGAGCCCGAGCAGGUCGACGAGGAGCGUGCCAGCGCCAUUCUCCAGGAGGAGGAUCUCGAGAUCGUGGUUGACCUGGGCGGCGGUGAAAAGGGUGAGCUUGGCGGUGAGGAGGCCGUCUACUGGUUCUGCGACUUCAGCCACGAAUAUGUGACCAUCAACGGAGAUUACAGAACCUGA
Molecule: messenger RNA, 1365 nt
Organism: Aspergillus clavatus NRRL 1
Lineage: Eukaryota; Fungi; Ascomycota; Eurotiomycetes; Eurotiales; Aspergillaceae
Product: bifunctional ornithine acetyltransferase/N-acetylglutamate synthase
Exons: 2
Coding region: 1-1365 (454 amino acids)
Biological process (GO): L-arginine biosynthetic process; L-ornithine biosynthetic process
Cellular component (GO): mitochondrial matrix
Molecular function (GO): L-glutamate N-acetyltransferase activity, acting on acetyl-CoA as donor; L-glutamate N-acetyltransferase activity, acting on acetyl-L-ornithine as donor
Source: RefSeq, a predicted model, not a curated record